Molecule: messenger RNA, 1416 nt
Organism: Nerophis lumbriciformis (worm pipefish)
Lineage: Eukaryota; Metazoa; Chordata; Actinopteri; Syngnathiformes; Syngnathidae
Source: RefSeq, a predicted model, not a curated record
AUGCGUCUCCCUGUGUGCCACUCCCAUAUCACUAUGAACUGUGAGCAGGACUUUGGAGACGGGGGCUUGGGAGUGACCCUCACAUUACGACUGCUCAUGCAUGGAAAGGAGGUUGGCAGCAUCAUAGGAAAGAAAGGAGAGACUGUGAAACGAAUACGUGAGGAGAGCAGUGCCCGGGUCAACAUCUCAGAAGGUACAUGCCCAGAGAGAAUCAUCACCAUCACUGGAUCCACAGAAAGUGUCUUCAGAGCAUUUACAAUGAUCACAUACAAACUGGAAGAGGACCUGACAGCACUGGUAGCCAAUGGCACCAUCAGCUCCAAGCCACCAGUCACCCUGCGACUGGUCAUUCCUGCCAGCCAGUGUGGCUCUCUGAUUGGGAAAGGAGGGGCAAAAAUAAAGGAGAUCAGAGAGAGCACCGGAGCUCAGAUACAGGUGGCGGGGGAUUUGCUACCCAACUCAACUGAGCGAGGGGUAACGAUAUCUGGGAAUCAGGACUCUGUAAUCCAGUGUGUCAAGCUCAUCUGUGCAGUCAUCCUGGAGUCCCCCCCGAAGGGCGCCACCAUCCCUUAUCGGCCGAGCCCCUCUCCGGCCGCCCUCCUCAUCGCAGGGAACCAGGUUUUUGAAGCAUCCGAUUUCUCACCUCACCCUCUCUACUCUGUCACCCAGGGUGGCCUUGACCUGCAGCAGGCCUACACUUUGCAAAACCAAUAUGGCAUUCCACACUCAGAGUUGGCCAAACUCCAUCAACUGUCAAUGCAGCAAAGCCUCAACCCGGUAGCCCAGCCAGCUUCGACUAUCAUCCCCGGGAUGGAAGCAAACGCGCAGACAUCUCAGGAGCUGCUUAUUCCCAAUGAUCAUUUGAGCAUCCUGUCUUACCGCCCCUCUCUUCACUCUCAGCUGAUCGGCUCCAUCAUCGGCCGUCAGGGCACUAAGAUCAAUGAGAUCAGGCAGGUGUCGGGGGCCCAGAUCAAGAUUGGCAGCCAACUGGACGGGACAAGUGACCGACAUGUCACCAUCACAGGAACCCCAGUCAGCAUUAACCUGGCCCAGUACCUCAUUACCUCCUGUUUAGAAACGGCCAAAUCCACAGCGCAGGCUUCCACCAUGGCGACUCCCGUCGACCUCAACAUGGCCUUUACCCAACCUGCGUCACCGGCCGCUUCACCCGCUCCUGCCCUGGCUACGGUGGGAGCCUUGACCCCAGCUCAUGUGCUGGGCACCCCGUACGGCGCCGUGCCCCUUUCGGGCCUGCUGGGGAUGAAGUCCGUCCCUUUUCUGACUCUGUCUAGCCCAGCUCCCGCCGUGGCCGUCACGGCAGCGCCCUCCCACACCACUCUGGCGGCAUACACAGCCAAAAUCUCCUCAGCCAACUGCAUUAAAAAGCCAGAGAGACAGAAGUUUGCUCCUUACUGA